This is a messenger RNA of Humulus lupulus (European hop), 1626 nucleotides long. RefSeq names its product protein trichome birefringence-like 39. Lineage: Eukaryota; Viridiplantae; Streptophyta; Magnoliopsida; Rosales; Cannabaceae. The transcript is spliced from 5 exons. Bases 168 to 1286 code for a protein of 372 amino acids. Gene Ontology annotation, molecular function: O-acetyltransferase activity. The record is from RefSeq and is a predicted model, not a curated record. Gene Ontology annotation, cellular component: Golgi apparatus.
AACAUAAUAAGUAUUUCUCUCACAUUUCAUGUGAGAAAUAAGCUCCCAAAAGCUCCUCUCAUGCAUUAUUAUAUAAGAAUAGGUUGAGAGAAACUUUUUCUCUUCACUCGCCUCAGACUCAGAGAAAUUUAAUAUUUGUAUUGGGUCGAAACUCGAAACCCAAGAGAAUGGGUUUCCCAUUGAAAUUGAAACCUCUGUUUCUCGUUCUGACUCUGUUUUUGUUCUCUCACCAAACCAUAGCAGAGGAUUUCAUUGCUUUCAAUAAUGCUUCUUCUUCUUCUUCUUCUUCUUCUAGCUCAGUAGCCCGAAUACUGGCAGGGAAAUGCAACUGGUACCGCGGCACCUGGGUAUACGACAAGUCGUAUCCUCUCUACGACGCCUCAACCUGUCCUUUCGUAGAUCCAGAGUUCAACUGCCAAAAGUACGGCCGACCCGAUACAUCUUACCUCAAAUACAGAUGGCAACCCUUCUCUUGCGUCUUGCCCAGGUUUAAUGGGUUGUAUUUCUUGAAGAAAUGGAGAGGGAAGAAGAUAAUGUUUGUGGGUGAUUCACUGAGUCAGAACCAGUGGGAAUCAUUAACUUGUAUGAUUCAUGCAUGGGUACCAAAUUCCAAAACCACAGUGAUCAGAACCCAAGGACUCUCUUCAGUCACAUUUGAGGAGUACGGAGUGAAGAUACUGCUGUAUCGCACGCCAUUCCUUGUAGAUAUUGCGAGUGAGAGAGUGGGACGAGUGUUGAAGCUUGGCUCCAUCAGGAAUGGGAAUGGGUGGAGAGGGAUGGACAUGUUGAUCUUCAACACCUGGCACUGGUGGACCCACACUGGAAGAACCCAGCCAUGGGAUUACAUCCAAGAUGGGAACAAAUUGUACAAAGACAUGAACCGUCUAAUUGCGUUUUACAAAGGACUAACCACUUGGGCUAGAUGGGUCAACAUCAACGUUGAUCCUUACAAAACCAAAGUCUUCUUCCAAGGAAUCUCUCCCACACAUUAUGAGGGGAGGGAUUGGAACCAACCAUCAAAAUCAUGUUCAGGAGAGAAACUUCCAUACUUUGGAGUAAGAUACCCAGCAGGAAUACCCUCGGCGUCGGUGGUGGUGAACAAAGUGCUGAGUAGGCUGAAGAAACCAGUGUUCUUACUAGACGUGACAACUCUGUCACAGUACCGUAAAGAUGGGCAUCCCUCGGGCUACAGCGGCGACCACGGUGGCCAAGACUGUAGCCACUGGUGCCUUCCCGGACUGCCAGACACUUGGAAUGAGCUCAUGUAUGCUGCUCUUUUCACCUGAUCAUCAACACCAUCAUCACUAGGUUAUCUAAGUUAAAGCCAUUGCUAUUUUUUUCUUUCUUUCUAAUUGUUAACAUUAAUUGGGAGACAAAUUCACCAAUGUUUUUGUUUCCUUUCAAUUAGGAAUAUCUUGUAUUUUGCAUUUUUCGUGUGUAUUGUUUAGGGGGGUGAGAAAGGGAAAAUAAAAGGGGUUUGGUGUAGUCAUGGUAAAUUGUAAUUUUGUAAAUUUCAUUUUUUUGCAUUAUAUAUUGGAAGAACUAUAUAUUGUAGGGAAAGGAUGUACUACUACCCUUUUUUAUUUGAAAUGAAAUGUAAGUUUCAUAAGAGCAAGUCAUGAACUA